AUGAAAGUGGCCAUGGACAAAGACUUGGGCAAGCAACUGAGAAAUGGCCCAACUUAUUUUUCAAACUUCACAUGGGCAACUGUUUGGGAGAGCUCCAAACCAUUUGAAGGUUGGCCGACGGGAACCCCCCUCAAAAUGGAUCCCGUCACAGCUAAAGAGGCCCUAUCAAAGAAAGCAUCAUUUACUGCCGUGAAAUCUAACCACUCAAGUUCGGCGAAAGGCAAAUUUGAUUGGUAUCAUUUGUUCAAGGCAUUAGAACCAAAAUUGAAGGGCCAUUGGAAGAAAAUCGUAAUAUAUGAUACGUUGCUCCUAUGUGCGGGAAUCCCCUUUCCUUGCGACCGAUCUCUCGUCAUUGCAAUGCUAUGA
This is a messenger RNA of Prunus armeniaca (apricot), 366 nucleotides long. Lineage: Eukaryota; Viridiplantae; Streptophyta; Magnoliopsida; Rosales; Rosaceae. The record is from the annotation of a GenBank genome assembly.